AUGAUGAUUAUCGGAAAUUCAAGUGCGAAACAACAUUUAAAUGACGGUAAAGUUAUGCUAAAUGAUGGUCGUAUAGUGAAAGUGAUUAUAUCAGGUACUAAGGAUAAAUGUAUGGAUUAUUGGAGCAAACAAAAAGCUAUGUCAAACACUGCUCCAUAUCGACGUCAAACAUCAUCAAUGAACCGUUCUCACUCUCCUGAUUCGAUAUUUUCUGGUAUUCAUCUUGCUUCAUCGAAACGAUUGGCAAGUGAAAAUCGUUCUAAUCCUUCAACGAAACGUCCUGUUGAUCAUUCAUCUUUUCCUCAAAAUUCGAGUCAAAAAAAUAAUCAAGAUCUUGAUCGUUAUCGUGAUUCAGAUAGCAAAGAAAUUUUUCAUGAUGAAAUUACAGAUGAAGGUCGUAAUUUACUGGAAGUAUCAGCAAGAAAUGCCGGUGAAUAUGCUAGAAAUUUGCUAAAAAUAUUAUUCAAACCUCAUGAAUUACAGUCAAAAAUAUUCGAAGGCAGAAUUAGAUUCGGAACGAAUUGA
This is a messenger RNA of Didymodactylos carnosus, 525 nucleotides long. The record is from the annotation of a GenBank genome assembly. NCBI's taxonomy places the organism in Eukaryota, Metazoa, Rotifera, Eurotatoria, Philodinida, Philodinidae.